AUGACAACUGAGGAAGCACCCAAAGAUUUGUCCACUUCUGAUGCUGAACUCUGCAAUAAAACCAUACUUAAUUUCCGAUUCGAAGCUUUCACGAUAUUGUGUUGUGGACACCUACUCCAUCGAAUCUGUCUUGAAACCUAUAUUUUGCAAGGAGGAGAACUUGGGCUUGCUUCUGGUGAAUGUUUUCUGGCAUCUAAAAGUUAUGAUAAAGGAAAGGCCUCUCAGGAAUCUAAUAAAACCAUAGAUGAUGACAGAGGUGAAUUGGAGAUUAUGCGAAAUAUGGGGUUGGUAGAAGAGGACUCCAUUUCAGCUAAGCAAGCUAGUAAGGAGGAUCAAACAAUAAUCCCUAUUGUAGAUAAUUCUGUUUCUAUGCAAGAGCAAGUUAUAAGUCCUAUUAGCAAUGAAAAAGGUACAAUGAACUUGGUGCAGGUCAAUUUAACCAAUCAAGAUAAUACAAACGAAACCACAGAUUCUACUACAUCACUACUCAAACGUCCCAACCUAUUGGCUUCUGAUAAUUUGCAGUCUACUAAAAAAGUUAAAAAGAGUGACGAAAAGAAGAAAUCAAAUGUAGUAAAGAAGCUUAUAGAGGAAUUAUCCACCAAAACAUCCCAGAUAUUGGAAGUUAGUGAAGAAAGUACUGGUAAUUUUCAUGAUUUAUAUCUUGCAAUCAAUAAGACAGAAGAUCAAAGCGAGUAUGUAAAUCGACUUGUGGUUAAGUCUUACUAUGAUCUUGGUAAAGCACUCAAGAAUAGGUAUGAUCAUUACAAAAAAAGCAAUCCAAAACAUACUGCCCAGGCAUUAGUCAAUAAAGAAGUUAUGCAACAACUCCCCAGCUCGGUUAGUGAGACCUUACUAUGA
Messenger RNA from Cetraspora pellucida, 861 nucleotides. NCBI's taxonomy places the organism in Eukaryota, Fungi, Glomeromycota, Glomeromycetes, Diversisporales, Gigasporaceae. The record is from the annotation of a GenBank genome assembly.